AUGAUCAAAUUAUUUUCAUUGAAACAGCAAAAGAAGGACGGCGAGAAUGCCCCAGACCGAACCAAGCGAGCUUCUGCUGCCCAGUUACGAGUACAGAAAGACAUAAACGAGCUCAACUUACCAAAGACUUGCCAGGUUGACUUCCCUGAUCCAGAUGACCUUCUCAAUUUCAAGGUUAUCAUUUCACCCGAUGAGGAAUUCUACAGAGGAGGUCGGUUUGUGUUCAGUUUUAAAGUUGGCCAGGGCUACCCGCAUGACCCACCGAAAGUGAAGUGUGAGACCAUGGUUUACCACCCGAACAUAGACCUGGAGGGAAAUGUUUGUUUGAAUAUUCUCAGGGAAGACUGGAAGCCCGUGCUCACAAUCAACUCUAUAGUUUAUGGCCUACAGUAUUUAUUUUUGGAACCCAAUCCUGAAGAUCCUCUUAACAAGGAGGCAGCAGAGGUUUUGCAGACCAACCGGCGCCUUUUUGAACAGAACGUGGCCAAAUCUAUGCGCGGUGGACAUAUAGGCAACAUCUACUUUGAAAGGUGUCUGAAAUGA
This is a messenger RNA of Candidula unifasciata, 543 nucleotides long. Lineage: Eukaryota; Metazoa; Mollusca; Gastropoda; Stylommatophora; Geomitridae. The record is from the annotation of a GenBank genome assembly.